AUGGAUACUGCACAGAGACUAACACAGUGUUCCAGUUUCAGGGAUGUUACCACCAUGGACAUGAAUGUCAUUUGACGAGACAUGUAAAGGACCGGGAAGGACAAAGAAAAAAAUUCGAAAAGACGACAAACACCACCACAUUUUUGUUAGAAAAGGGAUUCACCGUGACGGAGAUAUGGGAAUGUCAAUACCGCAAUCUGGUUAGAGACUGCGAAGGCCUUAGGGAACUAAUAAACGAAAGAAAACCAAAAUUCUUUCGUUCCCAUAAAGGCCCGGUGACUGAGAGCCAGAUAUUGAGAGCCGUGAAAGAGGAGAAUCUAUUCGGCAUGGUGGAAUGUGAUAUCAGAGUUCCUAACCAAUGGGCGACUGGUUUUGAACGGGAACUUUCCCCAUACGAGUAUUUUUCAGAAAUGGCACCAAUAUUUUGCAACACGGACAUUCCAUUCUCUGCCAUUGGUGAACAUAUGAAAGAACAUGUACGACGGAACAAAUUAUCGGACAAACCCCGGAGACUUUUAAUCGGUGGAAUGGCAGCACGCAAAAUGUUGAUUGCUACCCCUAUUUUAAAAUGGUAUAUCGAACAUGGAAUGCAAGUCGAUCAUAUAUAUCAAGUGGUGGAGUAUACUCCAAUGGCGUGCUUUAGAGAGUUUGUGACGGACGUGACGGACGCUAGGCGACGAGGAGACGACGACAAAAUGUCAGCGGUCAUUGCCAACACCAUGAAGCUGAUAGGAAAUUCUGCCUACGGUGGACUGAUUAUGGAUAAGAGCAAGCACACCAACAUUAAAUAUGUUCGCGGGGAAACCAAUGCCUGCAACGCCAUCAAUGACCCGCGAUUUAAAGACUUACACCAACUGGACGAGGACAUUUUUGAGGUAGAGAAUGCCAAACGCACAAUUACUUACGACCUACCUAUACAGCUAGGUUACUUCAUUUUACAGUACGCAAAGCUUCGCAUGUUGGAGUAUUACUACGACUUCAUGGACGUCUUCGUUGACCGUAGCGAUUUUGCGUACUGCGAAAUGGAUACAGACAGUGCGUAUAUGGCCAUCUCUGGGAAAAGACUGGAAGACAUCAUUAAAGCGGACAAACGACAACUUUAUGACAACGGGCUAUACGGUUUUUGCCAUGUUAGGGACGUAAAUGCUGACAAUCGCGUGCACUGGUUCCCACGGAAAUGCUGUAAUGACCACGAAAAGCGUGACAAGAGGACACCAGGACUUUUCAAAUUAGAGUACGAAGGUGACCGUAUCGUUAGUUUGUCAUCUAAAACGUACUGUGUGACUAAAGACGACGACAUCAAAUUUUCUGCCAAAGGAAUUCAAAGAAAAACUAUAGAGGAUAAUUCAAAUGCAUUUAGAGUGUACGAGGAUGUGCUGAAAACGAAAGAGACCAAAUCCGCAGUGAACAUCGGUUUCCGGGCACGAAACAACACUGUUUUUACCUACCAGCAGGAAAAACAGGGUUUUACGUACUUUUAUUGUAAGCGAGAAGUGCUUAGUAAUGGGAUUGAUACAAAAGUGCUCGACCUAGUGCUGUGCCCGGAAAAGAAAGAUCCGACGGAUGUAAGGAUGGCGGAUAUUUUGUGUGAGUUAUUGAACGAAUGAAUGGACUGAGUGAGAACUUGUGUACGCGCACAAUUGUAUUGAAUGUGUGUGCUUAUCUUGGAGGGGCCCCCUGUGGCAGUGUGCGUGCGUGCUUGUGUGUGUGUGUGUGUGUGUGUGUGUGUGUGUGUGUGUGCGUGCGUGCUUGCAUGCGAGUGUGUGCGUGCGUGUGUAAGAAAACGGGAGUGCGAGUGUAUACGUAUGUUUUGGUGUGUAUGUUUUUUAGCGUGUGUAAAUCUUGUUCAUUUAUAUUUAUGUGUAUAAUAAAAUCAAUUGUUUCUAAAAAAUACCAUCUU
Messenger RNA from Pecten maximus, 1900 nucleotides. RefSeq lists its product as uncharacterized. The record is from RefSeq and is a predicted model, not a curated record. The transcript is spliced from 4 exons. NCBI's taxonomy places the organism in Eukaryota, Metazoa, Mollusca, Bivalvia, Pectinida, Pectinidae. Bases 327 to 1607 code for a protein of 426 amino acids.